Molecule: messenger RNA, 651 nt
Organism: Mollisia scopiformis
Lineage: Eukaryota; Fungi; Ascomycota; Leotiomycetes; Helotiales; Mollisiaceae
Exons: 1
Coding region: 1-651 (216 amino acids)
Source: RefSeq, a predicted model, not a curated record
AUGUACGAUUCAAAAAGCAAUUCAGCUCUUAACAAUGCUAUACUUAACUCACCUCACCCCACGAUGCAACAACAAGACAGUAACUCAGAUGUAAACCGCUUCUUCAAUGUUGUGGAUCUUGUACUACCUACUGGUUUUUCUAACAUGUCUUGGGGCACGGACCAAAUAUUCGACUUUAACAACGGCAGCGAGUAUCCAUUCCCACAAAGCCAAUCCCAUGCUUCCUCCUUCGACAUCGCACCAGGUCAGGCUCCUGCUUUAUUCAUGACAGGGUUUACACUCCAGAAUAUGCUGCCUUUCAACAAUAGUCGGGUACUACCCACGGGCUCAUUUGCUGGUCGAACAGCCGCUCCUAGUGCUUUGCUCAACACUACCAGCUCAGGCUACAACACCCGUCAAGUCACAGGACCGUCAGCACAAAAGAUACCAUCAGACAUGUCCUCCGAAAAUACCGAGUCCAAUGCAGAUCCCGCCCCCAAGAAGCCACGAAAGCAACGAAAGAAGCGCAGUAAGGAGAUGAGCCAAGCGGAAGCAGAGGAGAAGCGCCAAAAGUUUCUAGACCGAAACAAGGUUGCUGCUCACAAGUGCCGUCAACUGCUGCGUGUCAUCCUCCUUCCGAUGACUACGAUCCAGCACACUCCGCUCUUAUGA